AUGGACCAGCUGGGGGGAAAUAUUGUUCAGGACUUACUGAAAUACAACAAGGAAACAUGGUGUAGGGCAUAUUUCAAAGACCAUAGUAAGUGUGAUGUAGUUGAGAACAACAUGUGUGAGACAUUCAAUAGUUGGAUAUUGGCAGCUAGGCACAAGUCUAUCAUUACUAUGUUAGAGGAAAUUAGAAUCAAGUGUAUGGAGAGGAUGAAUAGCAUGAGAGAGUUUUCUGAAAAAUGGGUAGGUGAGAUAUCACCCAUGGCUAUGGAAAUACUUGGAGAGAAUGCUCAAAGGGCAGCCAAAUGUGAAGUCAAAUUUAAUGGUGAAACAGGGUAUGAGAUCCAGGAUGGGCCAUAUAAACAUGUUGUUGACUUUAGGGCAUAUACCUGUACUUGUAGAUCAUGGCAACUCAAAGGAAUUCCAUGUGCACAUGCAAUUACAGCAAUGCAUUACAAGAACUAUGAGGUUGAGCCAUAUGUUGACCAUUGGUAUAGAAAGGAUACCUACCUUAAGGCAUAUAGCAGAUUCAUUCAACCUUUAACUAGUAUGAAUUUGUGGCCAACAAGCACACUGCCAGCUAUGGAGCCACCUGUUAUAACUGCAAUGCCGGGAAGGCCAAAGAAAAAAAGGACAAAGGCUGCUGAUGAACCAAAGAAGAAGUUUGGGAAGGAAUUCAAUUACUAG
This is a messenger RNA of Nicotiana attenuata, 681 nucleotides long. RefSeq lists its product as uncharacterized. Bases 1 to 681 code for a protein of 226 amino acids. Lineage: Eukaryota; Viridiplantae; Streptophyta; Magnoliopsida; Solanales; Solanaceae. The record is from RefSeq and is a predicted model, not a curated record. Gene Ontology annotation, molecular function: zinc ion binding. The transcript is spliced from 2 exons.